AUGCCGGCGAAACGUUUGGGAAUGUAUAACGUUCACGGUUCAACCUUGGAAAUAAUGAUGCAGACAAUGGACUCCGGACUAGCUGAAAGCGUCCAACUCCUUGACGCCUCAGAACAGCUGCGCGGCCUGUUACCCGCCUAUUCUGCUGUCAGUCUUUCGCAGACCUCCAGAACAACUGAAGCCUCUGCUGGAGCAUGCCCUAUAGCCUGGGACGAAGCAAAGGGGAGAGCUGAGAUUCAGGGAUUAAAUAACAGGCUACCAGUGCUUCCUGACUUCAACCAAUCAAUGUCUUCAACUCUGCUCAGUGGAGUCUCUCCACUUCCAGCAUUCCAGGUUACUUAA
Molecule: messenger RNA, 342 nt
Organism: Protopolystoma xenopodis
Lineage: Eukaryota; Metazoa; Platyhelminthes; Monogenea; Polystomatidea; Polystomatidae
Source: the annotation of a GenBank genome assembly